AUGGCAGACAUCGAGGAGGAGAGGGAGGGCGAGGGGGAGGGGGGCCAGUCGACGCAGCCGAAUCCCAGGGCAAAUAAUGGCUCUCCCAAGUCAACACCCUCGCCCGGUCACAGUCCCCACCCCUCGUCGCCGGACACCACGAUGACAACACCCGAGCAGCAGUCACCGGGGGACGACGACGAUGAUGAUGAUAUCUGGGACACAUCGUCGGCAGACCACGAGCACGGGGGCCAAGGAUCUGCAUCUCCCACGCAACUACUCUCGAUGGAGGUUUCCCAGAGAAUCAGGCGCCGCGACGAGAUGCUCAGCGACGUGCCCUCCCUCCGCCGCCAGCACAUGACGGACGGGUACCGCGAGGGUCUGUCGGUGGGCAAGGCGCGGGUCAUGCAGGGCGGGUUUGACGCCGGGUAUCCGGUGGGGUUGCGCGUGGGGGCGGUGCUGGGGGUUUUGGAGGGCGUCGUCGCUGCCCUGGUGAGUACCAAAUCCCGCUCCGGUGGGGGGAGGAGGAUGGGAGAGGCGGGGCCAAGUUCUUCUCCGAGAACAACAACCACAACAACAAUAAUGAGUACUUCUCCGGAACGACCCGGAGGGUCCUCGCGUAGGUUUGUUGCUGUUAGUCGUCGAGAUGAGCGCCCGGGCGGAGGCGGAGAUGGAGACGGAGACGAUGAGCUGGCUUUCAUCCAACGCCUCUACGCCCGCGCCCAGCAAGAGCUGAAGAUCGCAGAACUGCUCAAGGGGUUAGAUGACGAGAAGAUUGCCGCGAUUCCAGAUGCCAGAAUUGGCGGGGGUGGUGGUGAGCAGGAGAAGGACAAGGACAAGGACGAGGAGGAGACGGAAGUGGAGAACAAGGACAAGGAGCAAGUCGACAGGGUAGGUGUAGGAGGAGCUGUGCCUGCGGAGAUCGAGGCGGUCAUUGCCAAGUGGGAGAAGAUCGUGCUGGGUGCUGCCGGCCUGAAAGGGGACGAUGCAAAGACGAAGAAAGCAGGACAGUAG
Molecule: messenger RNA, 993 nt
Organism: Fonsecaea erecta
Lineage: Eukaryota; Fungi; Ascomycota; Eurotiomycetes; Chaetothyriales; Herpotrichiellaceae
Exons: 1
Coding region: 1-993 (330 amino acids)
Source: RefSeq, a predicted model, not a curated record